Messenger RNA from Aspergillus candidus, 3511 nucleotides. Its product is annotated as Sfi1 family protein. The transcript has 2 exons. The coding region runs from base 185 to 3466 and encodes 1093 amino acids. The record is from RefSeq and is a predicted model, not a curated record. NCBI's taxonomy places the organism in Eukaryota, Fungi, Ascomycota, Eurotiomycetes, Eurotiales, Aspergillaceae.
GGUGCCUUUCUCUUUCCAAGAUUGAAUCAAGUUCGAAUUGAGGGGCAUUGGACUUGCCGAAUGGUGUACUGCUCUCCCGCUCUCUCUCUACACUCGCGAUUUCCGGGUCCCCGCAAUGAUUGAUUUCGUUGUCCGCCUCUAUGACCCAUUUGCGAAAAACGCGCCUUAGGUCGCGGAUAUUUCGAUGCCUCCCAUUUCCCGUCAGAGAAGACCUCUGUCAUAUGACGACCCGGCGCUUUCAGACGAAGAUGUCGGCCUCAUCUUUCAGGUUAUCACUUUCGCGGAGGCCGACCCCGAGGUCAAGCGCCUGCCCUACCGAGCUCUAUUUCGGGCAUACGAUCAGGUCAUCGAGGAACAUGGCGUCGACGCCGACCCGAGCUACGCCUGCAUGCGGUUCUUGCUGAAGAUGGGGAAUAAGAAUGUCGUGGGAAAUGACCUCUACGAGAAGUUCGAGAAUCUGUUAGAACAGGUGGGGAUCGUGCUGGAGAUAGGGACGAAUGACGGUGAGGGAAAUGAGUCGACGUAUGCGGGCAGUGUGUCCUCGAUCGACAGACGACCGAGGAAGAAUGUCCCUUCUGCCGACGACACGACCCAGGCUACCCCGCGGAGACGCGCCUCUUUCAAUUCAAUGUACGAUGUGGGCGACGAUCCCACGCAGCGGAGUUUGCUUAAUCGCCCGAGUUCGCGCUCCUCUAUGUCACGACUCCCUGUGGAGAAGCCGGAGUUCUUGGAUCAGUAUCCGGAUUCGCGGCCUUCUCCUGGGCGGGCGGCUGCUCGCACGGGAACUGAGUCGCCGGAUAGGACGCAGCUUAUUGCCCAGUUUCUUGACGUGGGUCGCAGAUUGAUGUACCGGAUGGAACAUUUGGAUCCGAAUAACGAGACUGGUGGACAGCCUGUUGUGGCUGGUCGUGGUCGCCGUGCGAGAUCUGCGGUUGACAAGGACCGCUCAGCGAGAAUGGUCGAGAACGCCAAUCCGCGCAACCAGUUUCGCAAUCCACCCCCGCUCAGCUCGAGUGAGGAUGAUGAAGAAGAAGAAGAAGCGGACGAGUCGCCGUCUGUCUCAUCGCAGAACGAUCACGAUUCAGUCGGGCGGGUGGAAGUCGCUUCGGAGAUGCUGUAUCGUCCAUCAUUGUCAGACCUGCUGCGGGACGCGUCAACGUUCAAUAUGUACCGACAACGCGCAAUCAAUCGAAAGAUCUUGGCUCACUGGGUCAAAAAGGCUGUCCAGGCGCGGCAGAGCCACCGGCAUAUGGAACUCGUCGCUGUGAACCGGGAUAGUCUUACCCUGAUGCGCCAAGCGUUCGAAACGUGGCAUUCGAUCAUCCGGAAUAAGCGGCGCGCAGUGCAAACGGAGCGGUUCUUCAAACAUCUCGAGGAGCGCGCCGGGCGAGCGCGAGACCUGUAUCUUGUCACGAAGGCAUUCAGUCAUUGGGCGCAAGUUACGUCCGACGAAGUGGCGAAGACAUCUGCCGCGCGGCGACAUAUCCUCGGCGUGAAAUACUUCAGUGCGUGGCGUGAAAUCACCGCCGUCAAUGAGAUGAAGGCCCAGAGGUUCGCCUUACCCCGACCCUUCCACAACUGGCAACAGAAGGUCCGUCGGCUGCGAGAGAUGGAGGAAACCGCCGAGGCUACGCGGCAGGCCAACUUGAAGCAUAAUGCCUUUUGGCAAUUUUUCCGGGGUUACUGCGAACGCCGCGCUCCUCAGUGGUACGACUAUCGUCUUAAAAGGCGCUCCCUGCUAUCCUGGCUACGGAAGUUCCGAACCAACCGAGAGCGCUACCAAGAGAUCGCGCUGAACGAUAAACGGGAUGCCCUUGGUUCCGCGUUACAAGCAUGGUCGCAGAAGUUCAAUACGAUUGCUAGUUCCGAGCAACAAGCAGUGUCCUUGCACCGUGGACGGGUCCUCGAGGACACAUAUACGGAAUGGCAGAGUCAGACCCGCCUCGCCCCAGCGGCACGCCAAGUGUCUUCCAUGGUCGACACUCGGAUACUUCUCACAGCCUACACUCAGUGGGUCACCCGGAUGCACAUGGUCCAACAAGCAAGGGAGAUGGAUCAGCGACGGAUCCUGCGCAAUGCGUGGACGAAGUGGAACGAUCUUCUCCGGUGCCAGGCACUAAAUGCGCGCAUAGAAGAGCGGAUCAAACUGGAGACCAUGUACAAGUGGAUCCUCGCCGAACGAUUCCGUCUGAUGCAACGAAUCCGAGAAGCACGAAUCAAACGCGAAGUGUUUGCACGAUUCGUGACGAACACUCGCCGGACGUAUACCCGCUUACUCGACCGCGCCGAAGCCAUUGAAGAGAGUCGGAAUGAGGACCUGCUUCGAUCGAGAUUCAAUUGCUGGCGGGACAAGCUCUCGCUCCAACGCCAGCGAGAGGCUGUUGCGUUUGAAUUUUACGCUCCACGACUGGCACAGGAAUCACUGGUGGCCUGGCGCUCCAAAGCUGGACAUGCGCUCAGGUUGGAGGAAUGGGCCCGGGAUGCUCGAUUCUACUUUCUAGCUACGAAGACCGUCAAGCACUGGUACGCAGCGUCACUGGUCGCUGCCAAGCGUCGCCGUCAAGACGCUUAUGCGAGAACGCGGCGGAUGGUCAAGGUCCAUCUUGCAUCUAGUGCGCUGACCACCUGGUCCGCCAGAGCUCGCCAUGUCGCGAACAUGGAACAGCAAGCCCUGGAAUUUUGGCGGAGGCGAUCCAUGAACAUCGCGUCUGGCGCCUUGGUCCGGUGGCGGGGGGAGACCGACAAGCGAGUCCAAGAGUGCGACGACGCGGAGGUCUACCGUGCUCGACAUGUCGCCUACGAUCAACUCACGCACUGGGUCGAGAAAUUGAUCAGUUAUCAGCGCAUGCAGAAGCAAGCAGACGACGUAUACCGUCUGCACAGUCUCCCACGCGCCAACACGCAAUUCCGCAAACUCAGUCUACGCAUCUUCCAGAUCAGCAGCCAUUACGAGACAGCAGAUGCGCUGCAUGAACGCAACUUCCGGAAACACGUCCGGGGCGCGUUCCGCAACUGGUUGGAGAAAGCUCGCAUGCAGCUGGAAGCCCGCGAUUCGCCCGGCCCCUUACUGAGCCCCUCGAAGACCACCACAAACGGCCACCUCGAAGGCCCCUUGAUAUUCGACCCCUGGUCCCCCAUCGGCACGCCUUUCAAAAACAUGAGUUCCCCCUUGGUCGCGGACUCCCAGGGGCCCUCGGCCGCGCCAUUCGUGACGCCCAACGUUAUGACAUCCCCCUCGAAGCGGGCCGCGCGGGCGAAGGCGUUCGCCCAGGCUUCGACCACCCCUGCCACGCCAUUAUAUACGCCGUUUGCCAGUCGACUGCGACUUGCGUCCGAGGGACGCCCGUUGUCAAGUCUCAGGGGACGCAGUGGGCGGGGCAAUUCCAUCGGGGCUAACGUGCGUUUUGUAGAUGACGAGCCCCUGUCGCCAUCCGAGGGCCGGAAGUCCGGUGGACGGCGGGUGUAGAUGAUGUUGGGCUGUGAUUGUACUAUUACUAUCCCUAUCACUAUU